Messenger RNA from Oncorhynchus masou masou (cherry salmon), 1956 nucleotides. RefSeq names its product WD repeat-containing protein 25-like. Gene Ontology annotation, molecular function: protein binding. The record is from RefSeq and is a predicted model, not a curated record. NCBI's taxonomy places the organism in Eukaryota, Metazoa, Chordata, Actinopteri, Salmoniformes, Salmonidae. Bases 120 to 1565 code for a protein of 481 amino acids. The transcript is spliced from 7 exons.
GAAGUUAAACUCCAUCGAAGAAGAACGCAUCCAACAUGUUUAGCUGGACGCAUUGGUUACAUGCAAUUAUUCUACUUUCUCCUUAACCACUUCACUGAAUCGCUUCUGGGGAAAGGACAAUGACCUCGUUAGUGGCCUAUGAUGAUUCUGACCAGGAGGAUGAUGACGGAGCACUCCCUCAUCUUGCCAACUGUCCCAUGGAUGAUAUCAGGCAGUCCCAAGGAAACCAGAAAUGGUUGGAUUCUAACUUAUAUGGACCAUUAUUACCCAGUCCCCAUUACAAACAACUGGAAAUAGGACAAUGUGGUGAAGGUAGGACAGUGUCUGAACCUCACAGGGAGAUUUAUCCCCUUCCAUUGGGUCUCUCAGGGGUUGUGGAGAACAGCUCAAACUCAAAACCGUACUCUGCUCCACUAUACUGUGUUAAUUUGACCACAGCGAAGAGGCAUCAGGCUGCACCACCUGGUGUCUCGCCAUACAUUCCUAAGAGACAGAGGUUGGCCACACAAGGAACGAGAGAAGAACCAACCUCUUUGGAAACGAAUGAUAAGUCCACUGUCUCCAGGCUGCUGACCGAGGUCUCUGAGCGGGUGCGUCCGUACCUGGGGCCCAGGCCUGGCAGGGCAGCGGUGCCGAGGUGCAUGCAGCUCAGCCUCCAGGCCCACCAGGCUCCAAUCAACAUGAUCCAGUGGUGCCCAGUGCCCCAGCUCAGCCAUCUCCUACUGUCUGCCUCCAUGGACAAGACUGUCAAGAUUUGGGAUGGUGCAGAGAGUGGGCAGUGCCUGCAGGUAUACUCCUCCCACUCGGGGGCGGUGCGAGAUGCCUGUUGGUCCCCCUGUGGGCGACGCCUCCUCACCGGCUCCUUUGACAACACGGCCAUGGUGACGGACGUGGAGACAGGACAGCAGAUCGUGAAGGUGGGGAACCAGUUCAAGGUAAUGUGCUUGGCAGUGCAGCCCAACGACCCUGAAGUGUUCCUGUGUGGGGGUUACAGCGCAGAGGUCAAGGCCUGGGACGCCCGUACCUGCAAGGUGGAGAGGGUGUACAGGGCACGGAUCCAGCAGACUCUGGCCAUCCUGUUCCUGACCGGGGGCAGGGAGUUUGUGACCAGCAGUGACUCGGUCAGCCGGGACUCUGCCGAGCGCACGCUCAUUGCCUGGGACUUCCAAACCACCGCUAAGGUCUCCAAUCAGAUCUACCAUGAGCGGUACACGUGUCCCAGCCUAGCCCUUCACCCCCAGCAGGACUCAUUUGUAGCGCAGAGCAAUGGCAACUACAUGGCCCUAUUUUCUGCCCAGCGGCCAUACAGAAUGAACAAGAGGAGGCGGUAUGAAGGACACAAGGUUGAGGGCUAUGCGGUGAGGUGUGGCUUCUCUCCGGAUGGGUCCAUACUGGCCACGGGCAGCUCCACAGGCUCCGUCCACUUCUACGACCAGCAGAGUGCUCGGACGCUGCACACGCUGCUCGCACACCAGCAGGCAUGCAUGUGUGUGUCUCUGCACCCUGUGCUGCCCGCUGUGGUCGCAACGUGCGACUGGGGUGGCGAGCUCAGGAUCUGGCAGUGAUUGGCACAAAGAAGGGGAGGAAUUAUAACACCCAGACACUACAAACAUCCAGGCAUCCUUCCUAUCCGAGCUGCCGGAGAGAAAGGAAACUGCUCAGGAAUAUUUCCAUAAGGGCAAUUUUACUCUUCAUACUGAAAUUCGCUUCCAUUCAAAUACAUACCUGUUGACCAAACUGCUGGCAGUUGUCUAUUGCUUAGCUUAUAUCAUAACUUCAAUCAAGUCAGUCAAGGCAAAAAUGUCAAAUGUACUUUUUUUUUUUUUCUUUUUUUUUUUUGGUACCAUAGCUUACUCAGGAAUUAGUGUACAGGAUUCUUACUCGCAUUGUAAAUGAACGACGUGAUGACCCUGUUUGUCACAGCUAUAAUAAAAGUACUAACCUAUUCUACAUUCA